AUGCCCUGGGGCCGUCUGGCGGGUCACCUGGAGUCGGGUCCGGGGCCGGUCCCGGUGCCUAUGCUCAGCCCUUCGGUGGCCACCGUGGUCAGGAAAUGGCGCACCCGGGUCCGCCUGAGCGCCCCCAAGAGCGCCGCCGUCCAGCCGGUCGCGCCGCCGCCGCCCGACGGCACCGAACAGCUCUGCCUGGUGGCCAAGAGUCCGUACCGAAUCCUUAGGUGCGCCGCGGCGGGCAAUCUGAAGCGGUUCCAGGAGCUCCAUUCGGAGGACCCCAGCUGCCUGGUGUUCAGGGACGCGCAGCGGGGUCGCACCUGCGCCCACUACGCCGCAGCCGCCGACAAAGUCGAGAUCAUCAAAUACAUUGUGCUGGCUGGAGGAGACAUCAACAUCACUGACAACGAUGGCCAGACCCCUCUGCACGCUGCCGUUGAGAGCUCCAGUCUGGAAGCAAUCAAAUGUCUACUGGAAUGGGGCGCCGCCACAGACUGCCUGGACGCCUCGCUGCGCUCCCCAUUCCACCUGGCGGUGUGGCUGGACCGACCUCAGUCACUGCGUCUGCUGGCGCAACACCGGCGGCUGGUGCGAGCCGAGCAGCUCACCGAGCACGGCAGAGACGCCCUACACGUGGCGGCCGUGCGCAAUCACGCCCAGUGCGCCGAAAUACUGCUGGAGGAGUUCCAGAUGCUGCCGGACCGGUUCUGUAAGAACGGCUUCAGCCCGGUUCACGAGGCGGCUCGGCGGGCCAGCUUUGACACCAUGUUGGUGCUGACUCGGUGGGCGGCGCGGACAGGACGCUCGCUGAUGCAGAAUCCCGACUCCGAGGGAAACCUGCCGCUGCAUCUGGCCGUCCACUCCGGAGAUGUGAAGAUGGUGGAGCUGUGCCUUCAGCGGGGCGCAGACAUCACCAAUACCCAGAGCGACCUCUCGACGCCCGUCCACCUGGCCUGCGUCCAGGGAUCCAUGGAGAUCACCCAGCUCAUGCUCCGAACACAGUCGAAGGACGCGAUGGCCGUUCUGGAUAUGCGGGACUCCGCCGACAUGACUCCGCUACAUUGCGCCGCCAAGUUUGACCACAGCGCGCUGGUCGAAUUCCUUCACUCAAAGGGUGCGGACCUGUCAGCUGUGGACAGCGAGGAACGAACCCCGCUCCUGCUGGCCGCGUCUCGCUCCUCGUGGAGCGCCGUUACCACCCUGGUGAGCCUCGGGUCCGCCCUGGAUCCCAUCGACAAACGGGGCAGGAACAUGGUACACUACAUCGUCCUGAACGGCGGCAGACUGGGACAACUGAUGGACUGCAAACUGGAGAGCAUGGCGUCCGUGGCGGCCAUGCUGAACCGUCAGGACGGCCGCGGCUACACGCCGCUCCAUUUCGCCGCUCGGGACGGCCACCUGGCCAGUCUGAGAGAGCUGAUCGAACAGGGCGCCUGCACCGAUAUCAAGAACGCCAGUAACGAGAGUCCGCUCCACUGCGCGGCCCGAUUCGGGCGCUACUAUACGGUCGAGUGUUUGCUUAGCUCUACCAAGGGCCAGCAGAUCAUGAACGGCAUCGACAGCUCUGGUCGCACACCCCUGCACAUCGCCAGCCAGAACGGUCACCUGCGCGUAGUGCAGCUGCUGAUCGGCAAGGGCGCCCUGCUGAACCGCGACUUCGAGGGUCUGACACCCCUGCACCUGGCCACGAGGCGCGGCUUUACGCAGACGAUGAACCUGUUGCUGGGCACGCACAGUCAGCUGCUCGACCAGCGCGACAAGGCAGGGAACACCGCGCUGCACCUGGCCUGCCUGGCCAACCGUCCCUCAGCGGCCGGCCUUCUGCUCUCCAUGGGGUGUGAGAUAGCGGCCAACGGGUCCGGAUACACGGCACUGGACAUCUGCAUCAAACACAAGCUGACCGAGACGGCGAGGGUGCUGCUCACCACCCCCACUGCGAGCACCGCGCUACUGGCCGACACACAGGGUAAGAACAAAUACAUCGUGGCCGCCCUGAUCGACGUCAUGCCCAACAUCAUGAAGACCAUCAUGGACAAGCACAUCGUCUUCUCCAACUGCAAACGAAAUGACGAAAAAUUCACGAUAACAUACGACCUGAGCUUGUUUGAGCCGAACGACAGGCAGGUGACGGCCAUCCGAAAAUCCCGCGGGGAUAACAGGUGGAAGCCUCGGCCACUCACUGCAGUCAACCACAUGGUGCGUCACGGCCGCAUAGAGCUGCUGAUGCACCCGCUGACGCAAAAGUACCUGGCCAUGAAGUGGCAGGCGUACGGCCGGAUCUGCCACAUGUUGUCGAUGCUGCUGUACGCAGUGUUUGUGGCCCUGGUGACGGCGCACGGGGUGCACCUGCUGCGUCUGGUGCAGCACUGUCCAGCGCUGCUGCAGACGGACGGAUAUGUCAGCUGGGAGGAGUCGGACGGCCUACAGCAGGGCUGCGAAAACUCCUCAGAGGAUUGGGUGACAAACGGGUCAUCGAUUACGGAGCAAAUAACAAUGAUCGCUGUUAUAAUUUUUGGAGUCCUGAACGUGCUAAAGAAAAUGAUGCAAAUGUGGAACCAAGGCUGGGCCUUUCUCAUCGACUUUGAGAACUACCUGGAGCUGUCGCUGUACAUGUCGGCCCUGUUCAGCGUCACUCCCGUCUUCCACCCCGUCGUACACCACGUGUACGUCAUCGCCGCCGCCAUCGCCGUGUUCCUCGCCUGGUUCAACAUGCUCCUCUACCUGAGAAGUUUCGAGUCGGUGGGCAUAUACGUCGUGAUGUUUGUGGAGAUUCAGAAGACGCUGCUGCGGGUUCUCGUCAUCUUUUCCGUCCUCAUCAUCGCAUUUGGACUCGCCUUCUACAUACUCAUGUCUCAGGGCAACCACCCGGAGUUCAGCAGCGUGCCCGUGGCGCUGUCUCGCACCUUCAACAUGAUGCUGGGCGAGAUCGACUUUCUCUCCGUCUACGUAUACCCAUACCACAUCACCAAGGUUCUGGGCCGUCGGUUCCUGCCGUUCGCCAACACGGCCUUCCUGCUAGUCAUCGUGUUUAUGGUGAUGAUGCCCAUCCUGCUGAUGAACCUGUUGGUCGGUCUGGCCGUCGGGGACAUCGAGACGGUCCGCAAAAACGCCGCACUCAAACGGCUCGCAAUGCAGGUGGACCUUCACACGGCGCUGGAGAGGAAGCUACCGGACGCGUUCCUGGCGCGCGUGCGGCGCACACAGAUGGUGGAGUACCCGAACGUCACAUUGGCGGUGGCUAGCCGCGGCGGGCCGCUCUCUGCGUGCCACAAGGUGUUCCACUUUGUGAUGGAGCUGCUGACGCCUAGCCACGACACCGUCAACACCGGCACCUUCGACCACCUGGAGGCGGCCGUGGAGGACGACGAGUACCGCCAGCAGGAGGAUCUCGCCAAGCUGAAGCAGCGGCUCAAGGAGGCGACCACCGUGCUCGACUCGGUGCACCACCUGAUGCGCCAGGUGGCCGCCCAGCUGGACCUGGCCGGUACAGAGGCACGGGACGAGGACGAGGGAGACGCCCUGGAGCCGGGCGGCAGGAACAGCCCGGCAGCCACCAUCAGCGCACGCAGCACCCCGGCGCCGCCGGCUGAUUAG
Molecule: messenger RNA, 3585 nt
Organism: Amphibalanus amphitrite
Lineage: Eukaryota; Metazoa; Arthropoda; Thecostraca; Balanomorpha; Balanidae
Product: transient receptor potential cation channel subfamily A member 1-like
Exons: 23
Coding region: 1-3585 (1194 amino acids)
Biological process (GO): monoatomic ion transport; transmembrane transport
Cellular component (GO): membrane
Molecular function (GO): protein binding; monoatomic ion channel activity
Source: RefSeq, a predicted model, not a curated record